AUGCAUUUCACCACCACGGCUGGCUUAAUCUUCGCGGCGCUGACGCCCCUGAGCUCCGCAGCCACCUGCGAAAACUUCGGCAACAGGGCCAUCCCUAUAUGGCAAGUGCAGGCCAGCGGCGUGGACGACAUCCCCGGAAAGUGUGGCGGCCUGUGGGACAACCUGAACGGCUUCGGCGGCUGUGGCAAGAGCGCUACCUAUUGUGGCGGCUCUAACGGGAACCUGGUUUGGCGAUUUACUGGCAGCUCCGGCUGCAACGCCGGUGUGGUCGAGGCAACCUGGUACAGGGCAACCAAGAACGAAUUUGGGUCCAUCAGCUGUUAG
Colletotrichum graminicola M1.001 is the source of this 324-nucleotide messenger RNA. RefSeq lists its product as uncharacterized. The record is from RefSeq and is a predicted model, not a curated record. The transcript has a single exon. NCBI's taxonomy places the organism in Eukaryota, Fungi, Ascomycota, Sordariomycetes, Glomerellales, Glomerellaceae. The coding region runs from base 1 to 324 and encodes 107 amino acids.